AUGAAAAACGAUGAAACAUACCAACAGUAUCUCUUGGCCAUGAAACAAAUCGCUUUACAUGGAAAAGUCGAAGACGCAGCCCUAGUGGAAUAUGUUAUAGAUGGAAUCAAAGACCUGGAAACAAAUAAAGUUAUACUCUAUGGCGCUGCUGAUAUUAAGGAAUUUAGAAAGAAACUAGACAUCUAUAGUGAGUUCAGAAAGAAGAUGCAAACAAAACCAAUUCCAUCAACAUCACAGCAAGGAAAUCGAAUAGCACCUAGCCAAGAAACACCAAAGAAAAGAUGCUAUAAUUGCGGUGACACGGACCAUCAAUCUUCCACAUGCACCAAAGGAACCAAGUGCUUUAAAUGUAACGAAUUUCGGCACAAAGGACCUGAAUAUCCAAAUAAGUAUAAAAAGGCGUUACACGUCCUGAAAGAAGAGAAGGAAGAAGUACCAUUCAAGAAAGUAAAGAUAGAAGGAACCGAAGAACGAACACUGAUUGAUACUGGAAGUGACGCUAACCUGAUGACUAGAAUGAAUUUGAAAAUAUAA
Messenger RNA from Spodoptera exigua (beet armyworm), 534 nucleotides. NCBI's taxonomy places the organism in Eukaryota, Metazoa, Arthropoda, Insecta, Lepidoptera, Noctuidae. The record is from the annotation of a GenBank genome assembly.